This is a messenger RNA of Triplophysa rosa, 2494 nucleotides long. RefSeq lists its product as uncharacterized. The annotation marks the transcript as partial. The transcript has 2 exons. The record is from RefSeq and is a predicted model, not a curated record. NCBI's taxonomy places the organism in Eukaryota, Metazoa, Chordata, Actinopteri, Cypriniformes, Nemacheilidae.
CCCCGACAGGACAGACUUACAGUUAACAACCAAUGCAAACGGACUAAUGACGACGAGUGCAGAGUGUGUCUGCGGCAAUGUGUGCAAGAACCCACUUGGCCUGAAGAUCCACCAGGCCAGGAUAAAAUGCUUGCGAAAGGAGCAACUGGUACAUCGCGCAGGGAUCUCCCCUGGUGAGACGCAGGAGGAGCCAGGCCCGGAGUCACCCCACAGUGACCGGAACCUCCAUGAACCAGUAGCCCCAGAUCCAGGCGAAGUAACAGAACAACGUCGGGUCAAGUGGCCUCCUGGCAGUAAGGACAAACAGUGGCUCCAGUUUGAUGAUGAUGUGGACAACAUCCUAGAAGCAGCAGCCAAGGGCGACGCAGACAGGAAGCUCAAAACCAUGGCAACCAUCAUUAUCAGCCUUGCUGCAGAGAGGUUUGGUAUGGUGGAGAAGGUGGGUACCAAGACCCCUUACAUAAACAACCGUAGGGCAGAGAAGAUCAGCCAGAUAAGGCAGGAGCUGCUGGUCCUGAAGCAGCAGUACAAGGAAGCACGAGACGAGGAAAGGGAUGCACUAUCAGAACUACGCGGCAUCCUCAGGAAGAAGCUCGCCACUCUUCGAAGGGCAGAAUGGCACAGACGGCGGGGGAAAGAGAGGGCUAAGAGACAGUCAGCCUUCAUUGCAAACCCCUUUGGAGUCACCAAGCAGUUGCUUGGGCAGAAACGAAGCGGCCACCUCGUUUGUCCCAAAGAGAAGAUCGACCACAAUCUCCACAAUACCUAUAGUGAUGUGGCUUGGGAGGAAGAUCUAGGUCCCUAUAGACCUUUUGUAGAACCCCCAGAACCCACCACGGACUUCAACAGCAAGGAGCCCAGUUGGAAGGAGGUUCAGGAGGUCGUCAAGGCAGCCAGAGCAAGUUCUGCUCCUGGACCAAGCGGAGUGCCAUACAAAGUGUACAAGAGGUGUCCCAGACUCCUUCUCCGGCUUUGGAAGAUCCUGAGGGUUAUCUGGAGGAGGGGAAGGGUAGCCCAACAAUGGAGAUUUGCAGAAGGUGUCUGGAUUCCCAAGGAGGAGAAUGCUAAGAACAUCGAGCAGUUCCGAACCAUCUCGCUGCUUAGCGUUGAGGGGAAGAUAUUCUUCGCCAUCCUAUCCCGUAGGUUGACGGAGUUCCUCCUGAAGAAUGAGUACAUCGAUACCGCUGUACAGAAGGGUGGAAUCCCAAAGGUUCCAGGAUGCCUCGAGCAUACUGGUGUGGUCACUCAGUUGAUCAGAGAGGCAAGAGAAGGGAAAGGAGACCUAGCAGUGCUGUGGCUCGACCUCACUAAUGCAUAUGGAUCCAUUCCCCAUAAGCUGGUGGAAACAGCACUGGAUCGGCACCAUGUCCCAAGUAAAAUCAAGGACCUCAUCUUGGACUACUACAAGAGUUUCAAGCUGAGAGUCACCCCUGGGACAGUAACAUCGGAGUGGCAUAGGCUGGAGAAAGGGAUCAUCACUGGAUGUACGAUUUCAGUGAUCCUCUUUGCCUUGUCCAUGAACAUGCUGGUCAAGUCUGCUGAAGUCGAGUGUAGAGGUCCGCUCACCAUGUCUGGAGUUCGCCAGCCCCCCAUCAGAGCCUUUAUGGAUGACUUGACUGUUACAACGACGUCAGUGCCAGGGUGUCGAUGGAUUCUCCAGGGCUUGGAGAAGAUCAUCACCUGGGCUCGGAUGUGUUUCAAGCCUGCAAAAUCUAGGUCCUUGGUCCUCAAGAGAGGGAAAGUGACUGACAAGUUCCGUUUCUCGCUGGGUGGCACCCAGAUUCCAUCGGUCACCGAGAAACCCAUCAAGAGCCUUGGCAAAACCUUUGAUUGCACCCUGAAGUACGCUGCCUCCAUUAAGGCCACAAAUCGGGAGUUGGAGGCGUGGCUGACAGCAUUGGACAAAUCGGGUCUGCCUGGGAAAUUCAAGGCCUGGAUCUACCAGCAUGGUGUUCUCCCUAGGAUCCUCUGGCCCCUGCUUGUGUACGAGUUCCCAAUAACAACAGUAGAGGGCUUUGAAAGGAGGAUCAGCCGUUACCUCCGCAGAUGGCUGGGUCUGCCACGAAGCCUGAGUAGUAUCGCUCUGUACGGGAACAACAAACUGAAGCUUCCCAUGAGCAGCCUGACUGAGGAGUUCAUGGUUACUCGUGCAAGAGAGGUGCUGCAGUACAGGGAAUCCAGUGACCCGAAUGUCUCCCGAGCUGGCAUCGUAGUCAGGACUGGGAGGAAGUGGAGGGCGGAGGAAGCAGUCGAGCAGGCUGAGUCACGCUUGCGUCACAGUGUGUUGGUCGGCCCAGUGGCAUCUGGUCGAGCAGGGCUUGGUAGCGUUCCAACCACGCGCUACGAUAAGGCCCGGGGCAAAGACAGACGCCGACUGGUCCAAGAGGAGGUGAGAGCUGGUGUGGAGUAACUGCGCGCUAGCCAGAUGGUGGGGAUGCGCACACGGGGGUGGCGCGCCCAGUCAGCUGCGGCGAAGCGGCUGUCAUGGGAAGAC